CUUCUCCUCACUCAUCCGCUCUCUCAUUCUCCAGCCAGAGUUGAGGACGACAACAAGCCUUCUUCAGAAUGACUUCUUCUUUUUCCACCCGCACCUACAUGUCUUCAGGAAGUUCUUCCCAAUUUGGUGGAGGAGCUGGUCGUGUCACAGCCAUGCGUGCUGGUAGUGUCUAUGGAGGAGCAGGAGGAACCGGGGUCCGUAUCUCCAGUUCCUCUGCUUCUCGUUCCUUCUCUGCUGGUGGUGGUUCUGGUUUCGGUGCUGGCGCUGGCUUCAACCUGUCUGAUGCUGUUGAUGUGACUGCAAAUGAGAAAGCCACCAUGCAAAACCUCAACGACCGUCUGGCGUCCUACCUGGAGAAGGUGCGCUCCCUCGAGAAGGCCAAUGCUGAUAUUGAGCUGAAGAUUCGCCAGUUCCUGGAGAGCAAGGCCACUCCUGCUGCUCGAGACUACAGCGCCUACUACGCUACUAUCAGUGACCUCCAGACCAAGAUUCAGCAUGCCACUGGUGUGAAUGGAGGCAUCUACUUGAGCAUUGACAAUGCCAAGCUGGCUGCAGAUGACUUCAGGGUCAAAUAUGAGAAUGAGCUGAGCAUGAGGCAGUCUGUAGAGGCAGACAUUGCUGGCCUGAGGAGGGUGCUGGAUGAGCUGACAAUGACCAGAUCUGAUCUGGAGUUGCAGAUUGAGGGUCUAAAAGAAGAACUGAUCUUCCUCAAAAAGAACCAUGAGGAGGAACUCUUGGCAGUACGCUCCCAGAUGAGUGGACAAGUCAACGUAGAGGUAGAUGCAGCACCACAGGAAGACCUGACCAAGAUCAUGGCUGAAAUCCGUGAGCAAUACGAGGCAGUUGCUGCCAAGAACCGCAAAGAACUUGAGGCCUGGUUCCAUUCUAAGAGUGAAGAACUUACCCAGGUAGUUACCGUGACCACAGAAACCCUUCAAAUAUCCCGAUCUAAAAUCACGGAGGGUAAACGCACACUCCAGAGUCUUCAAAUCGAGCUACAGUCCCAACUCAGCAUGAAAGCGUCGCUGGAAGGCACUUUGGCAGACACACAGGCCCGCUACAGUGCCAUGUUGUCUAGCUACCAGUUCCAGGUGACCAGCCUGGAAGAGCAGCUGAUGCAGCUUCGUGCCGAUCUCGAGCGCCAAGGGCAAGAGUACAGCAUCCUUCUGGACAUCAAGACCAAACUGGAGAUGGAGAUUGCAGAGUACAGGAGACUUCUGGAUGGAGAGGCUAUAAGUGUCUCAACCUCAAGCUCAAGCUCAUCCUCGACUACACGCAAAGUGGUAACCAUUGUGGAAGAGGUGGUGGAUGGUAAAGUGGUCAGCUCAUCCUCCCAGUCUAAAAGCGAGACUGUGUCAAAAACAUCCUAACUCAUAGUAAUGAAAUCAAUAAACUGCACUGGCUGUGCACAAACUAUGCA
Molecule: messenger RNA, 1420 nt
Organism: Carassius carassius (crucian carp)
Lineage: Eukaryota; Metazoa; Chordata; Actinopteri; Cypriniformes; Cyprinidae
Product: keratin, type I cytoskeletal 13-like
Exons: 7
Coding region: 69-1370 (433 amino acids)
Molecular function (GO): structural molecule activity
Source: RefSeq, a predicted model, not a curated record